AACAAGAAGUCUGACACAGCACCUAACAUGAAUAUGUCACUGUCAGAACCUCCCGAUGAUAGUGAUCAGGAGGACCUAGAUAAAUUCAUAGCUGAAAUUGAAGAUGCAGCAGAUCGUGAAUGGGCUGAAGAGGAAGCAGCUGAAGAAAGAGAGCUUGGAACAAUUAGAUACUGGAACAGAGAAGAAAUUGGAGGAAGGACUAGUGAGAGUGAUGAUGAAGAUGCUGAUAAUCUUGGGGGUGAUAAUGAAUGGGAUUCUGGUAAUGCUGAGAUUAUGAGUGACCUUGGGAGUGACUAUGACUCUGCAGAAGCUAAUAAUGAAUUCAAGAGAUCCAGAGUUGAAAAGGGGAAGCUGGAUAAGAUUUGCAGAUCAAAUGCUACUGCAGGUUUCAAGAGAAAUGCUGAGCCUAGUUAUGAACGAAAGAUGGCAGAAGUAGAUUCUGAGUCAGAAAAUGAUCUGAGGGAUCUUGAUAAUGCAAUGUGGAAAUCUGAUGCUGAGGAAGACCAUGAUUCUAGAUCAUCAGAAGCGGUGUCCACGUAUGAUUUCAGGAGCAGUAUUGAUUAAGAGGAUGAAUCUUUUCCCAAUAAUGGAAAUAAGAGAAAUGGGAUGCAUGAUUAUGAAAGUAGUCCUGAUGAAGAAUUCAAGACACUUAAUACAGCAGAAUGGAAUCAGGAGAGCAGUACUAGAGACAAUUUCACUGAAGUUAACUCUAGGAGAAAGAUGGCUGCCAGAGGUUCUAUGUCUGAUAAUGUGUUAAAUUGAUUCUGAAAUUGCAAUGUGGGAAUCAGACUCUGAUGAAGAAUCAAGAGCAGAAAGAUAU
Messenger RNA from Rubroshorea leprosula, 820 nucleotides. Lineage: Eukaryota; Viridiplantae; Streptophyta; Magnoliopsida; Malvales; Dipterocarpaceae. The record is from the annotation of a GenBank genome assembly.